CGCUGUGUUCAGAGGAAAAACAAACAGACGACAUUUAAUAACGCUGUAAAGUUGAUGAUUGAGCCGUUUGGCGGAUUCUACAAAUCAGAGAUGUCUCCAUCCCUUCGGACGGUGGCACGGUUUCGCCUCCCGGGUUGAACAGAACCGCACCAUGUCGCGUCCGUUCGUCGGGUUUCUGUGUUUGUGGCUGUGCAGCGAGGCCGUCGGGAGGCAGCUCCUCUGGCGCAAAACAAAGGCGACUUUCAGCCCUCAUUAUGAAUCCACCGCCGCCGACAGGAAUGCGCACAGCCGGAGAUGGCGCACUGUCCGUGCGGAGGAGGACGGGGGGGCGCACGGGGCGAGCGUCCGGGCCUCGUGGUCGGAUGCGGUGAAGGAGUCGCACCCUGAGCCGCUGGAGACGGAGCUGCGCCGGCGCGCUGCGCGUAAAAGCGCUGCGCAACGUGGCUGGCACCACGAGGACGCUUUACGCACGGACCUAAAGACGUUUGCGGAGCCCGGGGGGCGCGGAUGCAGGUUCGGAGCAGUGCUCACACAAACCGAGCAUGGGCCCAUCUGCGUCCCCGUCAGAACCGGACACAACCGUAAGCGACGCAGCACAAAACUCAGGCGGACGACGUGGGGCGAGUCUCGGCAGAGCGGAGCCGCGUGGGAGUCCGUGCCGGCGGCCGUGGCACUGGAGCAGGAGGCCGGACUCAACGCCAGCAGCGACGACGACGACGACGACUAUCCGCCGGAGACCGACACCACGCCGUUGUUCCCGGUGGACACGCGGCCCCGGCGGAAACACGUGCCGAACCCGUUCUACCCGGUCACGGCGGACUCGUACGCCGCGUACGCGGUCCUGCUCGUGGCCGUCGUCAUCUUCAGCGUGGGGAUCGUGGGGAACGUGUCCGUCAUGUGCAUCGUGUGUCACAACUACUACAUGCGGAGCGUCUCCAACUCGCUGCUCGCCAACCUCGCGCUCUGGGACUUCGCCGUCGUCUUCUUCUGCCUCCCGCUCGUGGUGUUUCACGAGCUCUCCAAGACCUGGCUGCUGGGGGAGUUCUCGUGCAGGAUCGUCCCGUACCUGGAGGUGGCGUCCCUCGGGGUCACGACCUUCACGCUCUGCGCCCUGUGCAUCGACCGCUUCCGCGCCGCCACCAACGUGCAGCUCUACUACGAGAUGAUGGAGAACUGGGCGUCCACGGCGGCCAAGCUGGCCGUGAUCUGGGUGGGCGCCCUGCUGCUGGCGCUGCCCGAGCUGCUGAUCCGGCAGCUGGACGCGGCGCCGGCCGACCCGGCGCCGGGCGACCCGCCGGGCCAGCGCUGCGUGGUGCGCGUCUCCCCCGCGCUGCCGGACUCGCUGUACGUGCUGGGCCUGACCUACCGCGGCGCGCGCCUCUGGUGGUUCUUCGGCUGCUACUUCUGCCUGCCCACGCUCUUCACCAUCUGCAGCUCGCUCGCCACCGCGCGCCGCAUCCGCCGCGCCGAGCGGGCCUGCGUCCGCGGCGGCAAGAAGCAGAUCCGGCUGGAGAGCCAGAUGAACUGCGCCGUGGUGGCGCUGGCCAUCGUCUACGGCUUCUGCACCAUCCCGGAGAACGUGUGCAACAUCGUGACGGCGUACAUGGCGGCCGGGCUUCCCCGCAGAACCCUGGACGUCCUGGAGCUGGUGGCGCAGCUGCUGCUGUUCUGUAAGUCGGCGGUGACGCCGGUGCUGCUGUUCUGCCUGUGCCAGCCGUUCACCCGGGCCUUCCUGGACUGCUGCUGCUGCUGCUGCGACGAGUGCGGCCCGGCCCGCGGCCCGACCGGCGCCGGUGCCGACGGCGGCGACGACGACUGCACCACCACCGAACUGGAGCUGUCGCCGUUCGGCACCGUCCGCAGGGAGGCGUCCACGUCGGCCGCCGGCGCCGCCGCGGGGACGCACUGCUGAGGUCAAAGGUCAGCGGCAGCCAAGCUCGUCCUGUGGGGAUCAGGAGCCGACGGGGACGCGUCAUGUUUAUUGUUUUAUGGGCGCUGAUGAUUGUCUGCACCUCUUCACGUUCCUCUAAAGAUCACUUUUAGUUAGUGAUGAAGUUAUGAACAGCUGUUCAAUGGAUUCAUUCAAAUAUUUGGGUUUUUGAAACAUGACCAUGUUGAAUGAUACAGUUUGAAGUCCCACGUUUGAAUCAGCUGUUGGAUUUGCAGCGCUGCAUCACAUCCAGUUACACUGACUUUCACAGAAGCGUUCAAGGACAUUUAAAAACACCAGAGGCCGAGUGAUUAUUGGUUGAGCUGCAGCUGCUGUCGCUGUGUUUUGGUUCAAGGCCGUUUCCUCUGUCACUGAGUUACACACUGUUGGUGGCUGUUGUGCAGCUGCCGUUCCUGUGAAUAAGUUCUAGUGUUCACCGAGUUCCUCCGUAGCCACGAGAAAAUGUCACUUUAUGUAAAACUAUUUUAAAACGGGAUUUUUAGUGAUUUUUCUGAAGCAAUAGGCAGAAACACACCAGAGCUGUCAUUUGAAUAAAUAAAUGAAUUUCC
Messenger RNA from Betta splendens (Siamese fighting fish), 2499 nucleotides. It is a transcript of the gene gpr37a, whose product is annotated as G protein-coupled receptor 37a. The coding region runs from base 152 to 1912 and encodes 586 amino acids. The transcript is spliced from 2 exons. NCBI's taxonomy places the organism in Eukaryota, Metazoa, Chordata, Actinopteri, Anabantiformes, Osphronemidae. Gene Ontology annotation, molecular function: prosaposin receptor activity; G protein-coupled peptide receptor activity. The record is from RefSeq and is a predicted model, not a curated record. Gene Ontology annotation, biological process: positive regulation of MAPK cascade; adenylate cyclase-inhibiting G protein-coupled receptor signaling pathway. Gene Ontology annotation, cellular component: signaling receptor complex; plasma membrane.